CAGGACUGCGCAGGCAUUCCCAGACCUCACUUUACAAGAACGCUUUAGCCAUGUUUAUAUAACUCAUUCAGCUGCUCAUACCGUUUUAUAGAGAACGAGUUAGAAAGAGCAACAGAAAGGCAGAACAAGGAGACGGUGAACUCUAAACACACAAAUGUUUACGUCCCAGUGUUCGCUUCAGGAGUCCAUAGACGGAGAGGAUAAAAGUACAGAUCUCGAUCCCGAGGAGGAGGCGCCACCCGGCAACUUUUACUAUGCACUGUACGAGAUACGGGAUGACAGCAGUGUUACCCUCAUUGACACCAACCUGCCAUCACAGGCUGAGCCUGAUCUACAAAGCCACAUUAGUAAGCGUCUUGGAAAAGGAACCUUGCUGUUUGGUAUUGGAAGCACAGCCACAUUGGAACUGAGUAUUCCUGAAAAAGUCAUUGGCUGUUACCACUGUCUGUUUCAGCAAGACAAGCAUGGUGCAGAAGAGGACAAGACCUUCCUGAAUUAUGUUGUCUGCUUCCUUGGAGGCACAGAAAAGGGUCUUGAACUUUUCAGAGUAGAACUGGAUGGAUAUGUCCAAGAGCUACCCAGUAGCCUGAUCCUCCAGGAAAGUGACAUGAAAACUGAAAUUGGGAUAUAUGUGAGCAGUUGGUAUGAGGAUUCUAUUAUGUAUAUUCAUAGAGUGGUCUUGCUUGCCCAGGAAAGAAUUUCCUCCUUGUUACAUGCUGCUUUGAGGCGCACCCCUGUAAAUGUCCUUGGGGCAGAUGACAAAACCAAGCAGGACAUCGAGAGGUUUUUAAAUGCAGCUAGCGUUCAUGGUUUGGCUCAGGAGGACGUGUCCAGUGCAUCGAGCUGCGGAGCAUCAGUGGUUGAGCCACAGAAAAGCCUCCUUAUAGACUGCAGUCAGCUACAGCCUACCUUCCUGAACGAAGGAAAGAACAGAUUUUGUGAGGAGUGGAGCCAAGCCUUUCUGAAUAGUGCUGAAGGGGGCAAUGCGUUUCUUCUGAGGCAGAUUCUGGAAAACUUCAAGCUAAAGGCAAUACAAGACUUGAACAACCUGAAGCGCCUGGUUCGGCAGGCUGAGACGAGCCAUUAUGCCCUUUUUCGCUGUUACACAUUCCUCCAGAACUGUGGCAAUGGAGAUGUGCUGCUGCAGAAUGUGAAGGUGGAGUACGCCGAGAUGCCUGAGGCAGGUAGUAUUGUCCAGGUGUUGGAAGAGUUCUCUCAGGAGGAAACACUGUCUCAUCUGAACUGACAUAUACAAGAAGUACUUCACUUAUUUGUUACUGACCCCUCUUAGGGCAUCCCAGCAGCAACGAGGAACUGCAGUCUCAGAGCAGGAACUGCUUUUUGGGGCCGUCUGUUACCAUUACUGAUGCACAGUGAACAUGUUAAACUCUACCAUCUCUGUUAUCGGACAUUUGUAUUAAUUGUAUCACAAAUGCUAGCAACAUUUGCUUCCCUCCUAUAUUCAACUCAUAGUGAUACAUGGACUCCAUUUUGCGAGAAACCAGCCCAUCUUCCUGUCCAUUUUGUUAAAGCAGUCUCACUUAGAACCCCGAUACACUCCUGGAUCUGAGGAUUACAUGUAAAACAGCAAUUCCAUGUUUCACACCUUAGUCUUGGACUUGGCCUAUAAAUGCGGUGCAUUAAGUCUCACAUUCCUGAAAUGCCUCAAUUUUUACAUUAGAAUUUGCUUCAUUAGAUAACUUCUUGCAUUCUAUCAGAAUGACCAAGAGCCACUUAAUUAUAAAAGUAAAUGAGUGCAUGGUUAGUGGUAGGCCAGACUGUUAACUAGCUGACAGAGUUCAUUUUUGUGGGUAAUACCUGUUUUCAUUAUUUUCUAUUUUAUUUUAACCAGUGAGGCACUUUUUAACCUUUAGUCACUUGCAUAUGUCAAAACAGGCACAAUAUUUAUGUAUGGACUUGUCCGUAACACUAACUUGUCAAUAAACAAACUGAAUAGUUUGUCAUGGAGUGACAGCAGGCUCCUGUCUUGCCCCUGCUGCUGCCAAUGCAGGCUCAAUUUAAAUAACCCUAAUCUGUAUUGUACACGUUUGAUUGUGAAUAUAUGAAUGAAUAGA
Messenger RNA from Polypterus senegalus (gray bichir), 2075 nucleotides. It is a transcript of the gene c17h17orf75, whose product is annotated as chromosome 17 C17orf75 homolog. Lineage: Eukaryota; Metazoa; Chordata; Cladistia; Polypteriformes; Polypteridae. The transcript is spliced from 9 exons. The record is from RefSeq and is a predicted model, not a curated record. Gene Ontology annotation, cellular component: trans-Golgi network. Bases 155 to 1246 code for a protein of 363 amino acids.